Molecule: messenger RNA, 1655 nt
Organism: Odocoileus virginianus texanus
Lineage: Eukaryota; Metazoa; Chordata; Mammalia; Artiodactyla; Cervidae
Gene: RNH1
Product: ribonuclease/angiogenin inhibitor 1
Cellular component (GO): cytoplasm
Molecular function (GO): protein binding
Source: RefSeq, a predicted model, not a curated record
UCUGCGCCCCGCCCCAGCGCGGGCCCCAAGGCGGCCCCUAGGUCGGAAGUAGGCCUUGUUCCUCCGGGUCUGCAGGUUGGUGACGGCCCGUCGUCGUGUCUAAGUCAAUCACUCCCGCAGUCUGUCAGCAGGUGGGCCAAACAGACGACUGACCGGCCCGAGGAAACCCUUCACUUCGCACCAUGAAGCUGGACAUCCAGUGUGAGCAGCUGAGCGAUGCCCGCUGGACCGAGCUGCUGCCUCUGAUCCAGCAGUAUGAGGUGGUCAGGCUGGACGACUGUGGCCUCACGGAGGUGCGCUGCAAGGACAUCGGUUCCGCGCUCCAGGCCAACCCAUCCCUGACGGAGCUCAGCCUCCGCACCAACGAGCUAGGCGACGGUGGCGUGCUCCUGGUGCUCCAGGGCCUGCAGAGUCCCACCUGCAAGAUCCAGAAGCUCAGCCUCCAGAACUGCUGCCUGACGGAGGCUGGUUGCGGGGUCCUGCCUGGCGUGCUGCGCUCCCUUCCCACCCUGCGGGAGCUGCACCUCAGCGACAACCCACUGGGGGACGCUGGCCUGCGGCUGCUCUGUGAGGGGCUCCUGGACCCCCAGUGCCGCCUGGAGAAGCUGCAGCUGGAGUACUGCAACCUAACGGCCGCCAGCUGCGAGCCCCUGGCCGCGGUGCUCCGGGCCACGCGGGACCUGAAGGAGCUCGUGGUGGGCAACAACGACAUUGGCGAGGCCGGCGUCCAGGUGCUGUGCCGGGGCCUGGCGGAGUCCGCUUGCCAGCUGGAGACACUUAAAUUGGAGAACUGCGGCCUCGUGGCAGCCAACUGCAAGGACCUGUGUGGGAUUGUGGCCUCCCAGGUUUCGCUGAAGGACCUGGACCUGGGCAGCAACCGGCUGGGCGACGCGGGCCUGGCGGAGCUGUGCCCUGGGCUGCUGAGCCCCAGCUCCCAGCUCAGGACCCUGUGGCUCUGGGAGUGUGAGCUCACCGUUAGCAGCUGCAGAGACCUCUGCCGCAUCCUCCAGGCCAAGGAGACCCUGAAGGAGCUGAGUCUGACAGGCAACAGCCUGGGCGACGAGGGCGCCCAGCUGCUGUGCGAGAGCCUGCUGCAGCCCGGCUGCCAGCUGGAGUCCCUGUGGGUGAAGUCCUGCGGGUUCACGGCCGCCUGCUGCCAGCACCUUGGCUCAGUGCUGACCCAGAACAAGCGUCUCUUGGAGCUGCAGCUGAGCAGCAACCCGCUGGGUGACGCGGGCGUCCACGUGCUGUGUCAGGCCCUGGGCCAGCCGGGCACCAUGCUGCGGGUGCUCUGGGUGGGUGACUGUGAGCUGACGAACAGCAGCUGUGGAGACUUGGCCUCACUGCUGCUGGCCAACCGCAGCCUGCGGGAGCUGGACCUCAGCAACAACGCCCUGGGCGACCCCGGCAUCCUGCAGCUGCUGGGCAGCCUGGAGCAGCCCAUCUGCGGCCUGGAGCAGCUGGUCCUGUACGACAUCUAUUGGACCCAGGCAGUGGACGAGCGCCUGCAGGCCGUGGAGGAGAGCAAGCCCGGCCUGCGGAUCAUCUCCUGAGCCUCGUCCCCGUGGGAGUCCUGGCUUUAACUUGAGAAAAGGUCAAAUCAGCUCAUUUCCGGCAGAGAAUUUUAGGCACUUUAUUAAAAUUCUUUUUUGGCA